Gaeumannomyces tritici R3-111a-1 is the source of this 198-nucleotide messenger RNA. RefSeq lists its product as hypothetical. The transcript has a single exon. The annotation marks the transcript as partial. NCBI's taxonomy places the organism in Eukaryota, Fungi, Ascomycota, Sordariomycetes, Magnaporthales, Magnaporthaceae. The record is from RefSeq and is a predicted model, not a curated record.
GCUGUCCGAGUCACCAUAAGGGCCACGGACGACAGCGUGCCGCCGGUGCUGCUGAAGCUCAUGGAGGAGCAGCUGUCGCAGGGCGUGUCGACGCUGCCGGAUCCGGUGGUGGCGCCUACGCCGAGGGAUAUCUCGGAUGUGUUCAGCAGCAUCAUGGUCGUUUCGGAUACCGACCGUAUGAGCCGGAUGCCGUCGUGA